UUUCUCUUAUAAUUAUGUGCAACAUGAUUAGGAACGAGGAUUGUUCCAGCUAUAAAAGCAUGCACGUCGGUAGCAUCGAGAGCAUCGGAAGCGGUCGUAAUCCUGAUGGCAAUUAUGGAACCGACAGUACUAUAACACAUCGACCACUAGAAAUCAUCACGAAUGCUUUCGAGAUGGAGGCGAGCGUUCUUUCACCGGAUGGAACCCAAACGGAUCCCGAAGCUUCUUUGCAGGAUGCAAUGAUGGGACUGGAAGGCGAUGACGACGAGUUGUGCGAAGCGGAAAAACGGCGACAUAAUUGGAUUCAAAAUUUCUCAUACAAACUCAACACCGCUACACUGAGCAUCAUUGAAGAAAGGACAGACGAAGAUAGCAGUUUCACUCAACGUUCUCCGGAGUGGACUGUCAAUGUUGAGGGGAAAAAUAGUGUGAUUGAAAGGUUCAUCAGUCUGGAUAGAAACGAUGAGAUCCAUCAUGAUGAUGAAUCGAGUUCCCCUGUGGAAUUGGCAGUAAAUACAGGUCUUGGAAAUUUGCAAGUUGAUGAUGUUGAUGAUGAGCCUGUUCCGGUCGUCAGCGAAGAUAAUUCAAGCGAACGGAGUUUGAAGGGAUUUGAAAAUGUGGAAAAAUUGCUGGAUAGAAUGCCGCUGGUAACAAUAAUGAGAACACUGAGACGAUUUCGAUCAUUCGAGUACCCCCGGGGUGGGGCUGAGGAUAGUGACGGCAGCGAAGAGAAUGUUGAACAUCCGCAUGAGGAAGACUGUGAAUUAAACCAUUUAGCCGAAGAAGCUGAUGAUACUGAAGGGGAGCAAGACGAAGAAACGAUCAUGCCUGUUGACCCGGAAGAGGACUUUGAUAUGGAGGCAGCCAUCGAUGCGGUUCUGGGGGAAGCGUCUUCCAAAGUAAAGCAAACGAAAUGGAACAUGAUCAGAAGUAUUUUGCACAAAAUUCCUUAUAGAGCGAAUGCGUUUGAUUUAUAUGGUGAAAAUGAUGAAGACGUUCUACUGAAUCUAUUUGAGCAAAUGAAUAAUAAAAAACUUGAAAAUAAAGCUGGUGUGAUUAGAGAAGUUAGAGAUGAUAUAUAAGUUGAGUACUUAUUGUUAGAACGGAAUUCAACACGACUAUUACCUUUUGUGGAUUAAGUUCAAAGAUUCAAAGACUUUUUAAAUAAAUAUGUUUAAUGAAUAUGUGUACAGAAAAUUAUAUUUUUAUUGUGAUUGCGAUUAGGAAUAUGAUCGACGCAUUGGCUUAAGCAGUGAAAAAGGGAUGAAU
This is a messenger RNA of Armigeres subalbatus, 1269 nucleotides long. RefSeq lists its product as uncharacterized. The coding region runs from base 15 to 1082 and encodes 355 amino acids. The record is from RefSeq and is a predicted model, not a curated record. The transcript has 2 exons. Lineage: Eukaryota; Metazoa; Arthropoda; Insecta; Diptera; Culicidae.